Molecule: messenger RNA, 1095 nt
Organism: Clonostachys rhizophaga
Lineage: Eukaryota; Fungi; Ascomycota; Sordariomycetes; Hypocreales; Bionectriaceae
Source: the annotation of a GenBank genome assembly
AUGGCCCCGACGAUAACUUAUCACCUUCGUCCAACGCAUCGUCCAUACUCCUCAGCCCCUAAGCCAAUCCUUGCACAGCAAAGUGCCUCUUCCAAUGGGAAAGCCGCCACUAGUAGACACUAUUCCAAUACUCCUAUUUUAAUCGAUGGCCAGACAGUCAAUGUUUCAAGCGUUUUGCUGCGUGACUCCUGCUCUUGCCCGGCUUGUUUCCAUGAGUCGACCAACCAGAGGCUAUUCUCCGUCGCCGACAUACCGGCAGAUAUUAAAAGCCGGACCGUGAACUAUGACGCCGCCUCUGACGCUUUUUCUAUUACUUGGGAGAACGAUGCACAGGGGUAUCCCGCUGAUCAUACAACGAAGUUAAGUUUGACCACCUUGAGGAACAUCAGCUCGUCCGGUUGCCAUACCGGUUCUCUCAAGGAGCCUGUUCCGUCUCAAGUCUUGUGGACUCAAGAACCACUCAACCUUCCUGACUACGAUUAUCAAGAAUAUAUGAAAGAUGACCAGAUAUUGCAACAGGUCAUCUGUCAGCUUCGAACCCAUGGAGUUGCUUUCGUGACUGAUAUUCCAGGCGUGGAAGAGUCUUUGGCUACUAUCGCAACACGAAUUGGUCCAAUCAAAGACACAUUCUACAGUUACACAUGGGAUGCCGCCAUUAACGCUGCAUACACAUCGCAUGAUCUCGGUUUCCACACGGAUUUGCUCUACUUCCAACAACCACCUCAUAUCCAACUCCUUCAUUGCAUCCAGUCUGCGUCCUCUGGAGGCGCCAGUGUGUUUGCAGAUGCCUACAAAGCUGCCGUCGAUUUGUUCCACACAGAUAUUGAGGCGUUUGACAUCCUCGCGACGGUUGAGGUCAACUACCAUUACAACCAUCCCGAUUCAAAUGUGUACAAAACUACCAAGCCUGUUAUUGAUCUGAAAGAGCUCCGCAUUGGCGAAACCGUCUACACCCAUAUCCAAGACUACGCGGAAGGCAUGCGUGCACUCCACGGCCGAGACGGGGGAUAUGAGUGGACUGAGGCCUCGCUUGUGGACUGUAUGGACAAGAUCAACUGGGGCCCCCCCGUUCCUCGCACCCUUUUCUCUGCAUGA